AUGGCGUUACACCUGUCUCUCCAGCGGUGAUCCUUCUUGUUGUCUGCGCAACAAACGAAAAUAAAACUUCUCCUAAUAAACUGGCGGCAUAGUCAAACAGCUGGAGUGAACUCCUUCGUCCAAAAUGUCCACAGAGGAGCUGUCAGCCUCGGACAGCGAGGCUGUCCUGGCCGGCGCAGGGGAGCGAUGGGCACCGGUGGGCGCUGUGGCCAGUCCCGAGGAUGAGAGCGGCAACAGGAGCGCUGGCCAGCCGAGGCAGAGAGGCUCGUCCUCUGUACCGGAGGAGGAAAUGGCCACCAAAAUGAAGAAGCUGGAAGAGGAGCAGGACCUGCUGAACUCCUCUCUGCUCGCCCUCACCUCCCACUUUGCUCAGGUUCAGUUCCGACUAAAGCAGAUAGUUCACGCCCAGAGCGAGGAGAAGGAGAGGAUGCUGGCCGAGCUGGAGGAGUUCGCCUUCAGAGGCUGUCCGCAUGUAGUGGGCUGCAGAGCUCAGGACGCAAAGCAGCUGGAGAACUCGACUGAGAGGGAGAAGAGGGAGCGCCUGGAGGCUCAGAGGGAAAAACAGAAGGAUCUCAUUUUCCAGCUGAAGACACAGCUGGACGAUCUGGAGCGCUUCGCCUAUCAGGAGGGCAGCUACGACUCGCUGCCGCAGUCUGUUGUCAUGGAGAGACAGAAGGUCAUCAUUGACGAGUUGAUCGAAAAGCUGGAUGUGAACCUGAACGAGGACAUCGGGAACUUGUCGCCGGAGGAGCUUAGACAGAGAGUCGACGCUGCCAUUGCUCAGAUAGUGAACCCAGCCAGAGUGAAGGAGCAGUUGGUGGAGCAGCUCAAAACCCAAAUCAGGGACCUUGAGAUGUUCAUUAACUUCAUCCAGGAUGAGGUGGGGAAUCCUCUUUUGUCAGAUGUUGGACACAGCCAGCAGCCACAAGCAGCAGGGACCAAUGCCAGAACUCCAGGGGAGAAGAGGAAAGUGGAUCCAGAACAGGCCCAGAAGAUGCGAGAGACCGGCCUGCAGCUGAUCCAGAAGGCCCUCGCCGUGCUGCAGAUCUUUGCUGCAAGCCAGUUUGGCUGCGCGGCCGGCCAUGUUCCCCAGAGCAUGUGGCCUCAGGAGUCUGCAGGACAGGACUAUGGGCCCCUGCUGCAGCGUCUGGAGGCAGCUGUAGAGAAGGUGCGAGUGCUGGGCUCACGCAGACAGCCCUCCCUCGAACAUGUCGUCAACUACACCAGCAACUCGGCCCUGGGCCCCCGAGAUGAGCUGACGUCGUCUGUGAGGAAGGAGCUGGCGAUUGCUCUGAAAGACUUGUUGGCUCACGGCCUCUUCUCGCCCUCUCAGACCAUGAGCCUAGUGCUGGCACCCAUCUCCUGCCUGCUGCCUUACAGACCAGCCCCACAGACCAUGCACCCAUGGGAACUCUUUGUCAAAUACUACCACUCCAAAAACGGGAAGGCCUUUGUGGAGUCACCAGCCCGCCAGCUUUCACAGUCCUUUAGCCUGCCUGUCGGGGGCGGCCCGGUGACCGUCACCCCUAAACAGUCUCUGCUGUGGGCCAUCCACACUGUGCUGAAGGAGCAUGGACGCUAUAAGCGAGGACCAGACACAGAGUUCAAAGCGCUGGUGUGCAUGGCUCUGAACGAGCAGCGGCUGGUGUCAUGGCUCAAUCUGCUGUGUAAGUCAGGGACUCUGAUACACCCGCACUACCAGUCCUGGAGCUACAUGGCCCAGACCGGCUUCGAAGGAGCCCUGCGCAUUCUGGGCCGCAUCAGCCACCUCAAAUUCAACCUCCCAGUGGACCUGGCUGUUCGGCAGCUGAAGAACAUUAAGGAUGCUUUCUGAGGAGGCAACAAAUCCAUGAAACAUAGAGAAACACCAGUCUAAAAAAAUCAAGUCUUUUAUCAGCUAAACUACACAGCUCUUACCUGCAUUCAGGACCAAAAGCAUGUCUUUGUGCUUCAAGUAGGUAACCUCUUAAAAGUUGUUUACGCAGCCACCCAUUUGAAGUAAAAUCGACAGUACAUGCAUGGAUGAUUAUGUUGUUUGAGCUUCAGCCAUGAGCAACCAUAAAUGGCAUAUCCCACUACGUUUAAGAUGCCAAAAUGACGAGAGGACAAUGUCACUUGUACUGUAACCCUGCCUUAGAGGGGAGAUUGAGAUAGAUACCUCAUCUUUAGUAAAGCCUUCCUGACCAUUACGACCUGUGCUCAUCAUACAGUAUCAUUCCCCUGUUUACGUGAUAGUUUCCUGGCCUAUGCAUCAAAGAAAGAGGUUGGAUUUGUACAGUAAUCUGAACUGUAACGUGGUUGCAAGUUAGACAAUCUAGGAAGAAAAUGAAUGAGCAGAGAAGAGCUUGUGAUGUAUUGGUCCUGGUGUUGGUGCUUGUGCUGCUCCAUUCUUCUGUCAUGGACUGAAUUAUUGAGGUGGUAAAUCCCAUGUAGCAGACUGGUUGAUCGUGAAGCUAAACAUCAGCACUCAGGUCAACUUGAAAUGAAGAACAUCUUAAAGUUUCCAUUGGGGUGUGAAGUUAAAGUGUUGUGUAACGUUGCCUACAAAUAUGCAGUUAUCAACUUACUUACAUUGCUCUCAACUCCAUUUUAAAUUUUUAAUCCUCUGAAGCUGUUAUCAGUUGUUGCAUGUUGCGUUUCAGGUGUGUGAACAGCAUUUAGACCCUGUAUGAACUGCUGCUUUUCUCCUGUUCCAGGUGGAGUUAAAAUCAAAAUGAACUGACAGUGAUAUUAUAUGACCACAAUUUAUGUCAUGAUGUAAUGGCUUACAUCCUGUAUUUAAUGCUGUAUUUAAAACGUUUACUUUUAUGUCCAGUUUGUUUUUCAGAGAAAUUAGAUUUUAUCUUCCUUAAACAGCUGAGUUGCACGAAUCAUGUCCUUAAAAACUGAAUGUACAAACCAUAGAUGCUAUUAAACUGAGGUUACUUUAUACGUGCUGUAUGUUUUCCUUCUGUUUAUGGGAAUGAAACUUCAGUGUUCCUGGGCCCACGUGUACAUGUACGUAUCAAACCAUUGAGAGCAGGCGUGCUGAUAAAAGCUCACUACAUUUGUAUUUCCUGAGAUAAAAACCUGAUUCCAUAUUGGCGCACUCUGUGACUUGCGUGCAUGUGCAUACACAUUUUGUCUUGUUUAUUUGUUUAUUAUUAACUUGUUCAUAUUAUUAUAUGUUAAUGGAAAUUUUGUGUUCUGUUCUGCGCUAUGUUUAGUACAUAUAAUGCUGUAUUUUGCUCACUUUUCCCAUUUUUGUUGUGUUUUGUUAAACUGUUACAUUGUGAUUUAUGUACAGAGACAUUUAUUAUUUAUUUGAUGGCAUGUUUUAGCUCAACACUGAAGUUUGUGGAACAUAUCAGAACACUAUGGUAGCUGCUGUACUGUAGCUGUAGAUACACUGGAUCAUUUAAAUUACGUUAAAUUCUAUUGAUGUUAUUUUUAUUUAAUCACUUUAAUGAAAAAUAAUCUCUUUUGGAGAUAUGAA
Messenger RNA from Seriola dumerili (greater amberjack), 3475 nucleotides. RefSeq names its product RUN domain containing 1 (gene rundc1). Lineage: Eukaryota; Metazoa; Chordata; Actinopteri; Carangiformes; Carangidae. The record is from RefSeq and is a predicted model, not a curated record. The coding region runs from base 125 to 1834 and encodes 569 amino acids. The transcript is spliced from 5 exons.